AUUCACACACUCACACACUGCCUCACACGCCAGUGACGUCAGGCUAGAGUUUGGAGUAGAAAGCCAAGUGGAUGAAGGAAGUGGAGAUCUCCACCCUCCAGCCUCCCCCUGACACUUCUCAUAAAUAUUACCAAGGCUUAUUCAGGGGAACUCGCACCACAAAGUCACAUCGUGUUCUGGGGUUUAACAAGCUUUGGCCUGUCAGAAAAUACAAAUUAUAUUUUUUUCUAUACCUUUCAGCUCUUUCCUUCUUUAUUUUCACCCCACCGGUUUGGCACCGUCGGAUGCGCUCCAGGUUUUUUUUUUUUCUUCCCACCGCAACUCCCAACUUUGUGCACCGGAGCUGGAGGGCUGCUGUCGCCGUUAACCGGAGCUUCCAGGUCGGUCCCCUGCGUGUGGGAGAGUUGCUGAUACAAUGUGCAGUCGCGUGUCUUGAUUCUGGAGUUGUUCGAUCGGAGGUUGAGUCAACUUUGGGCUCCGGACUUUGCCGAUUUCAUCGCUGCUGCCGGUGAAAGAAGCCGAGAAAAGUGCUGCGCUUUCAGACAUUUCACUUUUUCGGUUAUCGAGAAGAAGAGAAGGGGGAGGUUUUUUCCACUCAGAUUCUUUUUAAAAUAUAUAUCGAGGAUCCAUGAUGAGCAAACCUACCGGCUCAACAAGUGGCUGUUUGGAUAUUCUGAAUGUCAAAUCAAGUCGUAUUCUGGACAUCCCAUGUAAAGUGUGUGGCGACCGGAGCUCAGGGAAACACUACGGUGUUUACGCCUGUGACGGCUGCUCGGGAUUCUUUAAGAGGAGCAUCCGCAGAAACCGGACCUACGUCUGUAAAUCUGGAUCGCAGGGUGGUUGUCCCGUUGACAAAACUCACAGAAACCAGUGCCGAGCGUGCCGUUUGAAAAAGUGUCUGGAAGUGAACAUGAAUAAAGACGCCGUUCAGCAUGAGAGGGGCCCACGGACGUCCACCAUCCGCAAACAGGUCGCUCUGUACUUCAGGGGUCACAAAGAAGUGAACGGUUCCUCGACGCAUUUCCCCGGAUCCUCACUGCCCGGGCCUCCCUUCUUCACCACUGUCACGCAGCUGGAGCCUCACAACCUGGAGAUGAGCACAGUGGCCACGACGCCCGAGAGACAGGCCAUCGUGGGUCUAGCACAGCCAACCCCGAAGUAUCCCCACGAGGUCAGCGGCACCCCCAUGUACCUGUACGAGGUGGCCACGGAGUCUGUGUGCGAGUCGGCGGCGCGCCUCCUGUUCAUGAGCAUCAAGUGGGCUAAAAGUGUGCCCGCCUUCUCCACGCUCCCAUUAUCUGAUCAGCUGAUUUUGUUGGAGGACGCAUGGAGGGAAUUAUUCGUUCUGGGCAUUGCGCAGUGGGCCAUUCCUGUGGACUCCACUACUCUUCUUGCCGUUUCUGGGAUGAACACUGAAAACACGGAGUCUCAGCGGAUGAACAAGAUCAUGUCUGAGAUUCAAGCACUUCAAGAGGUGGUGACCAGGUUCAGGCAGAUGCGUCUUGAUGCCACAGAGUUCGCAUGUUUGAAAUGUAUCGUGACGUUCAAAGCUGUUCCUACACAUGGCAGCACCGAGUUGAGAAGUUUUCGCAAUGCCAGCGCCAUCGCAGCACUACAAGACGAGGCCCAGCUCACUCUCAACAGUUAUAUCCACACCAGGUACCCGACUCAGCCCUGUCGCUUCGGCAAGUUGCUCCUGCUCCUGCCGGCGCUCCGCUCCGUCAGUCCGUCCACCAUAGAGGAGGUGUUCUUCAAAAAGACCAUCGGCAACGUGCCCAUCACCAGGCUCCUUUCCGACAUGUACAAGUCCAGCGAUAUAUGAAUUUUGGCAUCGGGAAAAAAAAUAUUGGAGAUGUGAAGGCCCGCGCAGGCAGGCAGGCACACACACAG
Molecule: messenger RNA, 1890 nt
Organism: Acanthochromis polyacanthus (spiny chromis)
Lineage: Eukaryota; Metazoa; Chordata; Actinopteri; Pomacentridae
Gene: nr2e1
Product: nuclear receptor subfamily 2, group E, member 1
Exons: 9
Coding region: 629-1822 (397 amino acids)
Biological process (GO): cell differentiation; anatomical structure development; negative regulation of transcription by RNA polymerase II
Molecular function (GO): zinc ion binding; nuclear receptor activity; RNA polymerase II cis-regulatory region sequence-specific DNA binding
Source: RefSeq, a predicted model, not a curated record